This is a messenger RNA of Zootermopsis nevadensis, 3992 nucleotides long. The record is from RefSeq and is a predicted model, not a curated record. Lineage: Eukaryota; Metazoa; Arthropoda; Insecta; Blattodea; Termopsidae.
AUGCCCUCUGUUUCUUCUGUUUCUGUUGAGAUAUAAAAUGAGUUAUAGUCAUUUUCGUUUUGGAAGUUAAUUUGACUCCUGCACAUGUGUCAAGGAUUCACUGUUUGAAGAGAGCUAGUCAGUCUUGUACUUUCCACAAAAUCAAUUCCUUGAGCAAAUUUUACGUUCACUGAGUAUGAAAUGAAAGUGAUACCACAGCUGACUUCUGAAUUACUAUGAUGUCUGCUGCAUUAACAUUGCACAGUGAAACCCAACUUAUCCAGAACUAGUGAUUUUAUAGUGUGAACACCACACUUAUCAAGAAUGAAAAAGUUUACAUGAAGUGGAAAAUAUGUUUACCUAAUGUGUUUUCUGUGAUUUUGCUUCUGUUGGACAUAAAUGCAUUUCUUGUUGACAAGUUGGUCCAAGGUAAGCCAAUUUUUUAGCAUUACUGUUAGUUUACCUUCAUAACCAAGAGGAUUGAUUUUUGCGUGUGUCUGUACAUGCAUCUAGGGUUUUUAAUUUUAAAACUCGCCCUGAAGUCGAAUGGAUCUGCAGUUGGUAGCAGUUUCAUCACGUGCAUGUUUUCAGCACCAGGGGGAACAUCGGUAGUUACUAUUUGGCGGUAUUUGCGCUGGUGGUCGUUCGAAAGUGGAGAAUUUUGUGUUGAGAUGUGAGAUUUGGAGUUGGUUAAAAUUCGUUGUGUAUCUAAAUGGUGAAUUAUCUGAUCUACAUAAACGUCUGUGUACGUGUAUUUGGACUUGCAGUUUAUUGGUAUAGCGUUACAUGUGGGAAUUAGAAUAAGGUUACGUAGAAAUUGUGUUUACACUGCUCUGUAUUUCACUUGGUAUGACGGGCACAAUUGAAUGUAGAAAAUGCGAUGACCAGAGAACACAGAAGACAAAGUCUCCUUAUGUACUCUAGAAAUUUUGAUUAACAAGCCUGUCUGGUUUUGUUGUGGAGCAUCCUGGGAUGAGUAUUUUUCAGGGUUCUGAGGAUUUGCAGCUGGAUGAAAGUUUUCAGAAUCUGGAGGAAGAUGAAGCCGAAGAAGACCAAAAACGCAGGAAUAAGGAACUGCAUGACCUCCUUACAAAUGCAUUUGAUGAUCUGAUGGAUGAUGAUGAUGAUAUAAGUACCCUAAAUAGCACUUGUCGUUCACCUGCUAUGAUUGAAGGAGAUACAGGCAGACCUGCCAACAUGCAGCACCAGCCUUUACCAAAUGAUUUAAAGAAAGAUAUAGGUGGAGAGAGUUCAGACUUUAGGGUUGCCAUAGUCAGUCCUCAGGUAUCAGAUCACUACCAGUAUUGCUUCAGAAACAGCCCUUAUGAAGACAGCAAUCAACAGUACCGGAAAGCAGAGUAUGGCAGUAUGGAGCAGCUAGAGGUACUGUAUGAGGUGCGUGUGAGGGAGGUGCAGCGACUCUCUCAGCAGUUGGAAGAGUUGAAAGAACAAGCAGCUCACGAAAAGGACCAGCUGUAUCGACGAUUUGCUCUUGCCCAGGCUGAGAAGGAGCAUGUUACACAGCAGCAUUCACAGUCUGCCAAAAAUCUCGUAUUGAGUAAAGAAAAAGUCUUGGAGCUGGAAAAGGAGGUGGACACCCUCAGACUGAACUUGGCUAAUGUCCAGCAGUCCAAUUUGAAGCUUACAGGAGAACUGGAUGCAGGACGAAUGUCAGUGAAGGAUUUAGAACAAAAAGUGUCUUUGCUGGAGCGUAGCAGUGUAGCUAGCAAGGAUACAUUACUCCGCGGAAUGCAGGAACGAUAUGAGAAGGAAAUUCUUACCUUAAGAAACCAAAUAGAAUCUAUUACAGCAAAGCUUAGUGCUAAGGACAUUGAAUGUGAAGGAUUACAGCAACGCCUGACUGACUUAAGUCGAACCCAUGAAGCUCUCCUAGUAGAGAAGACAGACACCAUUAACCAGUUGAUGGCAAACUUAGAAGAGAGCCAACGGCAAUGUCAGAAAUUGAUCGCGAACAUCGAUAAUGGAAAAACUGCUGCAGAGAAAGAGCAGCUAGAGAAAGAUGUACAGAAACUUCAGACAGAGUUGAAUACUGUGCGUUCAGAUCUACAACACUAUGAAGUAUUGGCACAGUCUGGACUGCUGGGGGCAGAAGAUUCUGACUCAUUCAGAAUGGACUCUAAGCCACAACCUUCCAAUGAUGAGAAUAUCAGAUUGCGGGAUCAACUGCAGCGCUGCCUAGCUGGUUUGUGCAUGAAACGUGAGCAAAUCAUGAAACUGAAGGCCCAGCUUCUGGAUCGAGAUAAGGUGAUUAAAAAAAUGAGAGAACAAGAGGCAGCUUACCUUGUGCAGACAGACAAUUUCAAGAAAGAUGCAGAAGGCCUGCUGGAGCAGUUGCAUAAAUAUCGAACUGCAGAGGGCAGCUCCAAGGACAUGUUAAAGCUUCAGUCUCAAGUUGCUGAGUUACAGUCUGAACUCACUGUUGUAAAGGCAGAUAGAUAUCGUUUGGAAGGGGAGCUGGUAAUUUUGCGACAAGCGAGCAUGGGAGAGAAAUUGAGAGCCAUUGAUCAGCACAGUAAGGAGUACAUAGAGUGGCAUGACAAAGCCAUUGCAAGAGUCAGGCAAGAGGGAAAUGAGCAGAUAGAAAUGCUAAACGCAGACUUCAGUAUUCAACUGAGGGAGGCUCAGAAGGAAUGUGACGAAGUGAAGCAACUUUAUAUUGAAAUGUGUAAUACAAAGGAGUGUGAGCAGAAGGCAAAGAAAGAGCUUGCCAACCUUCUGGACCUACAAACUGAACAGUUAAAGAAGACACAGGUUGAACUAGAGACUGAGCGAAAAAAGCUAGCAGAGCUGUCAGCAGUCCAAGAAUCUGUAGCUGAGGUGGAGAAUUUAAAGCAGGCUUUGAAUACUGAAAAGGAAAAGGUGCGAUCUCUAGAGGUGGAUUUGGAAGCAGCCCGGGAACGGGACCAUCGUUACACAGCAACUGUUACAGAGGAAAUUGAAAGGGCAAAGAUGGAGGCUUUGCAGGAGCUGCAGCUUAGCUCUAAGCAGACACACCCAGCUAUAGUAGAUAGAGCAUGCUCUCCAGUGAGGGAGUUCAAGGCGGAAGGAGAGGAGCUAUCAAGAGCUGUGGCAACACUGGAAGCCCAGCAUCACAGACAAUUAGAACAGGUUAAGCAAGAGAGCGUACGGUGCCUGGCCAAUGAACUCGCUACAUGCGAGGCAAGGCAUCAACAGCAGCUGGAACAAGCUGAAGAGCAAUAUUCACACAACCUGGCAACGUUUCGGGGCCUCAUCGAUAACAAGACCCAGGAGGUGGAGGUGUUAAAGCAAGCCAUGCUUGCGGAGCGAGACAAGCUGAGAGCUAAACAUGAGAGUGGCCAUGUGAUGGAAGAACUGACAGCUCGCACAAAGGAAGUUGAGCAACUUAAGGACCAACUGGAUUCAUAUGAUAAAGAAUGGCAGGCAAGACUGAGUGCUGAGACUAGCAAGUGGCAGGCCAGGCUUGCAGAACACCAGCAAGAUGUGGAGAGUGAACGAGACAGAAUGGCAGAAGCAAUUGCCGGUUGGGCAGAGGAGUUGCAGACAGUACGAAAACAACAUCAAGAGUUGGAGAUAAAAUCACUAGAACUGCAGAAUAAGUACCAAGCAGCGAAGAAGACUGCUCGUCGUUACAAGUUAUGGGCAGAUGGGAAAGAACGGCACAUACAACAAGAAUGGCAACGUAUCACAGUUGGUUUUCAGAAUGCUUUUGAGGUACUGCAUGCUAAAGCCGAGGCAGCACUUACGUCUACAGAGAGUGAUAAUUGUGAUGUUAAACGGCUGGAAAAGCAAAUACAAGAAUUGCAAGAUAAACUGGUCAUUGCACACCCAACUGAAAGUUCAUGACCCCCAGUGAGAUCACAAAGGAUGUUACGCAGAGUGAGACUAAUGUUUUUAUUAAAUAAAAAUAUAUGCCAGUUGACUGAAAUCUGUUGUAAAAAAAGUAUGCUUGUUAUGAUUUAAAAUGUUUUUGUCAAAAAACAAUUCACAAUAGAAUGUAUAAGUAAAAAUUA